UAUGGUUUUCUAGAUCUCCGCUGCAACCUGAACGUCCCAUCUAAUAUCUGAGAAAGUUUCAGUUUCAAAUUUUCAGUGAACUACAAAAUGAGCCAAGAACAGUCAAAGAGGGGUCAUGAUCAGAAGCAGGAGGCCGUGAAAUAUGCGGACGUUUUUCCGGCCGUUCAGGGCGGGCUGGCGGAUAAGGCUGUGACCCCAAAGGACGCCGCCAUCAUGCAGACGGCGGAAAGCGACGCCGUAGGGCAGAACCUUAAACGUGGAGCUGCCGCGACUCUGCAGUCUGCUGCUGCACAGAAUCAAAGAGCUGGUUUUGUGGGACCAAAUUGCAUGAAUAUAGAGAAAGAUGACGUGACCGUAACCGAGACUGAUCUUCCCGGCCGUCGUAUUUUCACGGAGUCAGUCGGUGGACAGGUUGUUGGUGAAUACAUCCAGAGAGCUCCAUUGGCAGCACCCCUCACUGUUCAAGAUAGUGGCAGUCAAAUUACUAUUGGUGAAGCCUUGGAGGCUACUGUUAUGACAGCCGGAAAGAAGCCGGUAGAGUGGAGCGACACUGCUGCAAUUCAAGCAGCUGAGAUUAGAGCCACCGGGCGACCUGGCAUAGUACCUGGUGGUUUGGCAGCGGAGGCUCAGUCUGCCGCAACCCUCAAUGCUCGGGCUAUGUGCAAUGAUGACAAAACCACACUUGGUGAUAUUCUUGCGGGUGCAACUUCAAAACUACCCGAUGACAAAGCAGCAACGUUUACAGACGCAAAGGGUGUGACAGAUGCAGAGAUGCGAAACGAUCGAUAUAUGACUACACAUCCGAUGGGUGUGGCAGCUUCGGUGGCUACAGCUGCUAGGCUAAACCAGGAUAAUAGCAACAUACCAAAGUAGCUUUGCUACAACUCUGUAGUUGCUGCAAGUUUUGUAUCAUUUUGUUAUCACAAUCUUUUGCAAUAAUGUGAAUUUAUAUCACUCGACAUCUUGU
Messenger RNA from Argentina anserina (silverweed cinquefoil), 967 nucleotides. RefSeq names its product late embryogenesis abundant protein 47-like. NCBI's taxonomy places the organism in Eukaryota, Viridiplantae, Streptophyta, Magnoliopsida, Rosales, Rosaceae. The coding region runs from base 88 to 873 and encodes 261 amino acids. The record is from RefSeq and is a predicted model, not a curated record. The transcript has 3 exons.